Molecule: messenger RNA, 975 nt
Organism: Setaria italica (foxtail millet)
Lineage: Eukaryota; Viridiplantae; Streptophyta; Magnoliopsida; Poales; Poaceae
Exons: 3
Coding region: 285-620 (111 amino acids)
Source: RefSeq, a predicted model, not a curated record
CCGCCAGCAUCUUCUUCCCAAGAACCCGUCUUGGUCUCCUCUCCUCUACCGGCAGUCCACGCGCUCCCUUCCCCCUUCUCGCCCCUCCCUCGCACGGUGCUCCUCCUCCGCCACAGCCGCCUCCUACCGGCCUCGCCCUGCAGCUCUCCUAGCAGCAUCUGCAGCCGCCCCCGCUCCUCGCGCGGUGUCGCGCCAGCCCAGACCGCCGGAGAUCCGGGCCUUUCUUGCUGCUUCGUGCGUGACGAGGAGGUUGUGUUCGGAAUUGGGGAUCGGUUGGUGCGGGGAUGAAUACGAGGCCGGUGGUGCUCGUCCUCCUCCUGCUCGUGCUCAUCAUCACGUCGCAGUUCGAGUGGAAGCAGCAGAUCGGGGACGCCGCCAACGCCGACCCCGCCGCCGCGCGCCGCCGCCAGCAGCUGCUCGCCAGGGAGGACGCCGUCAAGGAAAAGAUAAUACUAUCUCAAGAGAAAAAUAUCCAACAACUUAAUCAGCUUAUUGAGAGCCUUCAGCGCCAGCUACUACAUUGCCGUGGUAGCAAUAAUACCGUUCAUACAACCACCAUUCCCGCCACUGGAGUAGGUGAAGUUGAGGAACAUGAAACCAUUGAUGAUGAGAACAGAUGAUCAUCUUGGCAAAUGGUUCUUCGAUUCUAGUACAGCAGCCAACGAACCAGAGGUUAACCUGCACCUCGCUCUUACGGAAUGCCGUCUAAUGGAGGAUUGAAUCAUACUCUGAUUCCCUGUAUUGUAUACUUGCAACGACCAACUAGCGGGUUGUCACCCGUGUAAAGCCUGUAGAGAGUUGUAAUUUGUAAUGUGCUGUAGGCCAUGGUUACUAAUUGAAUUGGAAAGUUACCUGACCAUUCUUUGUUCCGAUGAUGGAUGAUUCUGCCCCAACAGGCUAAAUAUAUUUGUGUCAUUUUUUUUGUUUUCUACCCAUGAACUCAUCAGGUGAAAUAUUCUGUCAAUAUUCACUGUA